AUGGCAUCUCCCGGCUCCGGCUUUUGGUCCUUCGCAUCUGAAGAUGGUUCCGGGGAUCCCGAGAACCCUGGCACAGCGAGGGCCUGGUGUCAGGUGGCUCAGAGGUUCACGGGCGGCAUCGGAAACAAGCUGUGCGCCCUGCUCUACGGGGACGCCGAGAAGCCGGCAGAGAGCGGCGGAAUCCAGCCCCCGAGGGCCGCCUCCCGCAAGGCCGCCUGCGCCUGCAACCAGAAGCCCUGCAGCUGCCCCAAAGCGGGGAUCAACUACGCGUUUCUACACGCAACAGACCUGCUACCAGCGUGUGAUGGAGAAAGACCCACUUUGGCAUUUCUGCAAGAUGUUAUGGACAUUUUGCUUCAGUAUGUGGUGAAAAGUUUCGAUAGAUCAACCAAAGUGAUUGACUUCCAUUACCCCAAUGAGCUUCUUCAAGAAUAUAACUGGGGAUUGGCAGACCAACCACAAAAUCUGGAGGAAAUUUUGAUGCAUUGCCAGACAACUCUAAAAUAUGCAAUUAAAACAGGGCAUCCCAGAUAUUUCAAUCAACUUUCUACAGGACUGGAUAUGGUUGGAUUAGCAGCAGACUGGCUGACAUCAACAGCAAACACUAACAUGUUCACCUAUGAAAUUGCUCCAGUAUUUGUGCUUUUGGAAUAUGUCACGCUAAAGAAAAUGAGAGAAAUCAUUGGCUGGCCUGGGGGCUCUGGCGAUGGGAUAUUUUCUCCUGGUGGCGCUAUAUCCAACAUGUACGCUAUGCUGAUUGCGCGCUUUAAGAUGUUCCCUGAGGUCAAGGAGAAAGGGAUGGCUGCGGUCCCCAGGCUCAUUGCCUUCACGUCUGAGCAUAGCCAUUUUUCUCUCAAGAAGGGAGCUGCAGCCUUGGGCAUUGGAACAGACAGUGUGAUUCUGAUUAAAUGUGAUGAAAGGGGGAAAAUGAUCCCAUCUGAUCUUGAGAGAAGGAUCCUUGAAGCCAAACAAAAAGGAUUUGUCCCUUUCCUUGUGAGUGCCACGGCUGGGACCACCGUGUAUGGAGCAUUCGAUCCCCUGUUAGCUGUUGCUGACAUUUGCAAAAAGUAUAAGGUCUGGAUGCACGUGGAUGCAGCUUGGGGUGGGGGAUUACUGAUGUCCCGGAAACACAAGUGGAAACUGAGCGGCGUUGAGAGGGCCAACUCUGUGACAUGGAAUCCACAUAAGAUGAUGGGUGUCCCUUUGCAGUGCUCUGCUCUCCUGGUUAGAGAAGAGGGAUUGAUGCAGAGUUGCAACCAGAUGCAGGCCUCCUACCUCUUUCAGCAAGAUAAACACUACGACCUGUCCUACGACACUGGAGAUAAGGCCUUACAGUGUGGACGUCACGUUGAUGUUUUUAAACUCUGGCUAAUGUGGAGAGCAAAGGGGACCACUGGGUUUGAAGCACAUAUUGAUAAGUGUUUGGAGCUGGCGGAGUAUUUAUACAAUAUCAUCAAAAACCGAGAAGGUUAUGAAAUGGUGUUUGAUGGAAAGCCUCAGCACACAAACGUCUGCUUCUGGUAUGUACCUCCGAGUUUGCGUGUUCUAGACAACAAUGAAGAGAGAAUGAGCCGCCUCUCUAAGGUGGCUCCAGUGAUUAAAGCCAGAAUGAUGGAGUAUGGGACCACAAUGGUGAGCUACCAGCCCUUGGGAGACAAGGUCAAUUUCUUCCGCGUGGUCAUCUCAAACCCCGCAGCAACUCACCAAGACAUUGACUUCCUGAUUGAAGAAAUAGAACGCCUUGGACAAGAUUUAUAA
Molecule: messenger RNA, 1758 nt
Organism: Lagenorhynchus albirostris (white-beaked dolphin)
Lineage: Eukaryota; Metazoa; Chordata; Mammalia; Artiodactyla; Delphinidae
Gene: GAD2
Product: glutamate decarboxylase 2
Exons: 16
Coding region: 1-1758 (585 amino acids)
Biological process (GO): GABA shunt
Cellular component (GO): cytoplasm
Molecular function (GO): glutamate decarboxylase activity; pyridoxal phosphate binding
Source: RefSeq, a predicted model, not a curated record